AUGUCAGCCAACAAGGAAAGUAACCUUGUUCAGGCUUAUAUUGAAUUAAAUAAAUUUUGUCAAAGCAGUGAUUAUGAAAGGGCAUUAAAAGCAGCUGGGAAGAUUCUGCAGGUUUCACCGACUGAACAGAAGGCUUUCCACUGUAAAAUAAUAUGCUACAUACAACUUCAUAACUUUAAAGAAGCUCUAGCACACUUGAACAACCCCAAGAAUGCAUCACUUGCAGUGGAUUUGCAGUUUGAGAAAGCAUAUUCACAAUACAGGCUUAAUUUACCAAAAGAAGCCUUGCAAACUGUUGACAAUGCUCCAGAACUAACACCAGCUUUAAAGGAACUCAGGGCUCAAAUUUUAUACCGUCUUGAACAAUAUCAAGAUUGCUACAAUCUGUACAGAGACAUUGUUAAGAAUACCACCGAUGAUUACGAAGAUGAAAGGAAGGCAAAUAUGUCCGCUGUUGUGGCUAAUUUGGGAGAAAUAAAUCCAAAUGCAGAUCUACCUCAGUUUGAAGAAACUACCUACGAACUAUCAUACAAUGUUGGUACAGCACUGGCAAUGAGAGGCAAGUAUGGUGAAGCCCUCCCUGUGCUGAAGAAAGCUGAGCAAGCCUGUUCUGAGAGUGUUAUUGAUGAUGGUGGUACUGAAGAAGAGGCAAAAGAAGAAGCAGCAAUCAUUAGAGUCCAACAAGCAUAUUGUCUCCAGCAAGUUGGGAAGGAGAAGGAAGCAGCCAGUAUUUACCAGAAUGUUUUGAAAGACAAGCCCAGCGACCAAGCACUUGUUGCAAUUGCUAGUAACAAUUUAGUUGUUAUUAAUAGAGAUACCAAUGUAUUUGAUUCUCGUAAGCGCAUGAAAGCGGCAACUCAAGAUGGUUUGGAGCACAAACUAAAUUCAAGACAGCGUGGCAAGAUCAUAUACAACCAGGCUGUACUAGCUAUUUAUUCCAAUCAGCCCGACUUCUGUAAACAAUGCUGCGUUAAAUUGAGCCGGGAAUUUAAUGAAGAGCGUCGCGCAGUUCUCGUGGAAGCAUCGUCAUUGGUGAAGGAUGGAAAGAGUCCACAAGCACUGACUUUGCUUCUGAAAUACGGAGACACCCUAACCUUAGCGGCUGCGCAAGUUUUAUUAGCUCAGGGCGAUCGCAAAGCAGCCGUGAAACUUCUAGAAGAGAGCGAGUUCAAGUUCCGUCCGGCAGUCAUAGGCGUGUUAUGCACACUACUGACCGCUGACAAUGAGUACGAGAAGGCGUCUAAGCUGUUCACUGAAGUAUACGAACACUUCAAGAAUGAUGAUGAGCAACUUAAAGCGCUGCGUAACAUAUGGCGUGCGGCAGCUGAGGCGCAUACCCGAGCUGGUAAUACAGUGGCAGCUGCGCAAGCGCAUGAAACACUGGUGCGCGCUGCACCGGGCGAUAAGCGGACACUGGCGCGGCUGGUUAAGGCGCUUAUACACGAGCCUGAACGUGCUAGGAAACUGGCCGCGAAUUUACCUCCAAUUACACAUCUGGAGGGUAAAAUCGAUAUUGAUGCACUGGAGUCGUCCAAAUGGAUGAUGGGUGCAAAGAUUGUGAAGAAAACUGUGCAAAAUAAACAGGAACAAUCACCUGGUACACCUGGUUCAGAAUUGGGCCAAAAGAAGAAAGCUAAACGCAAGCGCAAGACCAAGAUCCCACCCACAGCUGAUCUAUCCAGACCUCCUGAUCCGGAAAGAUGGUUGCCGAAGUACGAGCGCACGGCGUACCGGAAGCGGCGUGGUAUCAGACGUGACGUCAUCAAGGGCAGUCAAGGCAUGACCACCACUGCUGUUGAUCAAUAUGACAUGAGCAAGCAGACACCUAGUGCAACUGCCACAGCAGCUAAGAGUCCUCGCGUUGAAGUCAAGUCGUCUGAGAGCGCUUGGCAGAGGAAACAGCAGCAAAAGAAGAAGGGCAAAGGCCGGAAGUGGUAG
Molecule: messenger RNA, 1938 nt
Organism: Leptosia nina
Lineage: Eukaryota; Metazoa; Arthropoda; Insecta; Lepidoptera; Pieridae
Source: the annotation of a GenBank genome assembly